This is a messenger RNA of Grus americana (Whooping crane), 1804 nucleotides long. It is a transcript of the gene NME7, whose product is annotated as NME/NM23 family member 7. The coding region runs from base 544 to 1566 and encodes 340 amino acids. Gene Ontology annotation, molecular function: ATP binding; nucleoside diphosphate kinase activity. The transcript is spliced from 14 exons. NCBI's taxonomy places the organism in Eukaryota, Metazoa, Chordata, Aves, Gruiformes, Gruidae. The record is from RefSeq and is a predicted model, not a curated record. Gene Ontology annotation, cellular component: centrosome. Gene Ontology annotation, biological process: GTP biosynthetic process; CTP biosynthetic process; UTP biosynthetic process.
GCGUCGGUUGCCAGGGCGCGUUUUCUCGUGGCGUCACGUCGCGUUCGCAGCAGCAGGGUGAGGAGGGCUGCCUGCCGCCGCCAUCGUCAUGGACUCGGUGUUGGUCUGGAGCAGUGUGGUGGAUUGAACAUGAUUACACCUGACAGGUCAUCGCUGGUCUCUACUCACUCUGCUCUGGACAAUUGUUUUCUUGAAUAUCAUGGAAACCCAUGGGAACUCUUUCUGUCCUGUUGCUUAUUGAGCAGUCUUUGAAACAACUGAAAUGCUGCUGUUUUCUAAAAUCUGACGGACUAAAAAGACCUAUGUGGCUUCAACUUGAACUCCCAGUUGUACCUAAAUGUUUAAGAUGUGUAAGAAGAGUACAGAUACAUCUAAAGAGUGGCAGCCUGUGACAAGACUGUGCUUUACCCUCAGGAGUAGCAAUCAGAUUUAGAGGAGAGUCAAGACGACAGAUUUGCUUUCACUGCUGAAUGGUAUGACCCAAAUGCUUCACUCUUUCGACGUUAUGAACUUCUGUAUUAUCCAAAAGAUGGAUCAGUAGAAAUGUAUGAUGUGAAGAACCGUCGCACCUUUCUGAAGCGCACCAAGUAUGACAGCUUACACCUCGAGGAUUUAUUUGUGGGCAACAAAAUUACUGUUUUUUCCCGUCAUCUAUCCUUAGUGGACUAUGGGGAUCAAUAUACAGCCCGCAAGCUGGGGAGCCGCAAAGAGAGAACGCUGGCUUUGAUUAAACCUGAUGCAAUGCCCAAGAUUGGAGAAUUAAUUGAUAUCAUUAUUAAUGCAGGAUUUACAAUAACUAAGGCCAAAAUGAUGAUGCUUUCAAGAAAAGAAGCAGCUGAUUUCUACGUGGACCAUCAGUCAAAACCUUUUUAUAAUGAGCUUCUCCAGUUUAUAACGAGUGGUCCCAUUGUUGCUAUGGAAAUCUUAGGAGAUGAUGCAGUUUGUAAAUGGAAAACAUUACUGGGGCCAGCAAACUCUGCAGUGGCUCAGACUGAUGCACCAGACAGCAUUAGAGCGAACUUUGGACGUGAUGGUCUAAGAAAUGCAGCCCAUGGCCCAGAUUCGGUUGCUUCAGCUGCUCAAGAGCUGGAGUUGUUCUUUCCCUCCAGUGGAGGUCAUGGACCAGUCAACAGUGCAAAAUUCACAAACUGUACUUGUUGCAUUAUUAAGCCUCAUGCAGUUAAUGAAGGGCUAGCUGGAAAGAUUAUAAAAGCCAUCAUCAGUGAAGGAUUUCAGAUCUCAGCUUUGCAGAUGUUCAACAUGGAGCGUGCAAAUGUGGAAGAAUUUUAUGAGAUUUACAAAGGUGUUGUCGCAGAAUACGUGGACAUGGUUACAGAGUUGUGUUCAGGCCCCUGUAUAGCAAUGGAGAUUAUACAACCCGAGCCUCCAAAAGUGUUCAGAGACUUCUGUGGUCCUUCUGACCCUGAAAUAGCCCGUUAUCUCCGACCUGGAACCCUGCGUGCUGUCUUUGGAAGGAACAAGAUUCAGAAUGCUGUCCACUGCACAGACCUACCUGAAGAUGGACUUUUGGAGGUGCAGUACUUCUUCAGGAUUCUGGACAACUAACAGCCUCCAUCCCUACCCGAUGCAAAAGAAGAUGUGCACACAGAAUGGUGUGUUCAUUCAUUUAUUUGUCCAAUGUUUCAACCUGACUGAAAUACAAGAUCAACAAGAGCACUGUACUCCUGGCUAUUAUUACAUGUUAGAACAUAGAGUUUUGCACUUUAGACAACAUUUAACACCAUUCUAUGGGGUACUGCAUUGCUUUUAUAAAGUUUAAAAUAAAGAUUUAUUUUCAAACAUG